CUCAUGAACACUUCCGUGUAUAAUGCACGACAAACAAGUCCUCUUUUAGUUUUAUUGGUGUUUGACUUUUAAUGCGUUACAUGCAUAAAAUGCAUUAACAAAGGUAUCAACGUUUGUUUUUCUCACGCGGUUUAUUUAUUUAUUUAUUUUUUUUUUAACUUCUGUUUACGCCACGAGAGCUUUAGAGGACAAAAGCCGAAAACAGCCAAUGGACGAACGGUUUGUUACGGUGUCCGACAUUUCUGGAGGAUGGGAAGAUGGGCGUUAAAGAUAAUCAGGACCGAGGCCCAUUAUUAUUAUUAUUAUUCCUCCGUUUAUUUUCUACAUUAACGAUACGUGUGUCAGCUGGAGUGUACAGUGCUUUGUAAACGCGGCCCGUAUCUCUAAGGAGUGAUUCAUGGUCGCCCACCAGGCUCCCCAAUGAAGAAAAAGCCUUGUAAUCCGCUGCGUCCCAAACGCAGCAGGCAGGCCAGUGCCAGCAAUGGAUGUGUUACAGAGCCGAGCACUCUGCUGAGCUCCAACGCCCAAGCAAACUCUGAAACUGUCCCAGAAUCAACCUCACCAAUCAGGCACAUGGCUAUGUCUCAGCACAGUCACAGCCUCCUCAAAUUCUUGAAUGAGGAUCGGACCCGACAGAGGUUCUGUGAUGUGUCUGUGUCUGUGGGUGGGAAACGCUACAGUGCCCACAAGGUGGUGUUGGCCCAUGGGAGCAGCUACUUCCACGCUGAGCUGUCCAAGAACCCUGCUACAGCGCAUGUGACUCUGGACCAUGUGGAGGACUCUGUUUUCCAGCACCUGCUUGGCUUUUUGUACACCUCUGAGUGCGUUGUCCCAGAGACGGAUCUCCCAGCUCUAACUGAAGCGGCCCGAUUCCUGGACAUGAUGGAUAUACUUAAGUUGCUGUGUGAAGAAGGAGACAACAACAACUCAGUGCGUGUGAUCCAGUCACAGGAUGAGAUAAGAGAGUCUCCUGAGGUGGAAAUGACCUCCAGUGACUCACCAGCAGGUGACACAGACAUCCAGAGCCUAGGUGAUGUUCAGUGCACCAUGUGCAGUCGCCAGUUUAGCACUGCAAACUCCCUGCAGAACCACUUGGCUGAGAGUCACACUAAUGCACAGCAGGAAACCUCAACUGAGAAAGGGAAGACAGCAGCUGAGAGGACUGCUACCACGCGGAGAUCAGCUCGCAGGAGGAGAACACCCGCCAAGUAUCAGAGAGACAAUGUAAGAGACAACACUCCUGAGGAGAAACAAAGGACUGUAUCACCAAGAGAGCAAGAUGAAGAAAGAAUUGAAGAAGCGGAAAAGCUGGUUGUGGAAAACCAAGCUCCCAAACUGUCUGCGAACGAGACAUCUAAACCAGCUCAGCGGGAAGACGUAGUGGACGAUGAGGAGGAAGAAGAAGGAGACAUGAAUGAGGAUGUGGUUGCCCAGAGGAAAGUUGUUGAGGUUUGCGCAGCAGACGAGAGCGCAGGCCAGCAGGGUUCUGAUGUAGAAAGGGCAGAGCACCAGGCUGAUGGACAGGUGGAAGUGCAUGUGCCUGCAGCAGGAAGCUCUACCCAGGGUCCAGUGUACCCUGAGGGUCUGGCUCCAGUCAUCAUCCAGACCUCCAGCAAGAAGAUUCUCAAGUGCCCCAAAUGUGACAAGACCUUUGACCGCACAGGGAAGUAUGAGAGUCACACCAGAGUGCACACAGGAGAGAAACCAUUCCAGUGUGACAUCUGUCUUCAGCGCUACUCCACCAAGUCUAACCUGACUGUACACAAGAAGAAGCACACCAGCGAUGCACCCGUCCAGAAGAAGGAGCACAAAUGCCCCUACUGUAACAAACUCCAUGCCAGCAAGAAAACCCUGGCCAAGCAUGUCAGAAGGUUUCAUCCAGACCACAUCCAAGAGUUUCUUACCAAGAGGAAGAGGAAGAGUGAAGGCUGGAAAUGUGCUAUUUGUCUGAAGACCUUCACCCGCAGGCCUCAUCUGCAGGAGCACAUGAUCCUGCACACCCAGGACCGGCCUUUUAAAUGCUCCUUCUGUGAUGAAUUCUUCAAGUCCAGGUUUGCCAGGCUGAAACACCAAGAAAAGUACCACUUAGGUCCCUUUCCCUGUGAGAUUUGUGGCCGACAGUUUAAUGACACAGGCAACCGAAAGAGACACAUUGAGUGCACACAUGGCGGCAAAAGAAAGUGGACCUGCUUUGUUUGUGGGAAAUCUGUAAGGGAAAGGACAACCUUGAGAGAGCAUUUGAGGAUCCACAGUGGGGAGAAGCCUCACCUCUGUAGUAUCUGUGGCCAAAGUUUCCGUCAUGGCAGCUCCUACAGGUUACACCUGAGAGUCCACCAUGACGAUAAGCGCUAUGAGUGUGAUGAAUGUGGGAAAACCUUUAUACGCCACGAUCACCUGACCAAACAUCAGAAAAUACACUCUGGUGAGAAAGCACACCAAUGUGAAGAAUGUGGUAAGUGCUUCAGGCGCCAUGAUCAUCUGACGGUCCACUACAAAAGCAUUCAUUUGGGAGAGAAAGUUUGGCAGAAGUAUAAAACCGCUGUGCAUCAGUGUGAGGUCUGCAAGAAAGAAUUUAAAGGAAAGUCCAGUCUAGAAAUGCACUUCAGGACCCACUCAGGUGAGAAACCCCACAGAUGUCCCGAGUGCAACCAAACAUUUCGGAUCAAGAAGACCUUGACAAAGCACAUGGUGAUUCACUCAGACGCUCGUCCUUUUAACUGCCCCCACUGCAGUGCCACCUUUAAAAGAAAAGACAAGCUCAAGUACCAUGUUGACCACGUGCACAGCACCCGGUGUACUGAGCAGCCCCUCGGCACACUCGGCGAAAUCAAAAUAGUCUCCAUUCCUUUUGAGGAGCCCUCUAAGGUAUACCGCACGGAACCGAAGUCAUCCCUACAGAGCCCCCCCCGUCCUACGAACGUCUGCGUGCCUGUUACUUUAGUUCCUGUCCAAAUGGCAGGAGGAGCACAGGGAGACCUGAAUGCUCACAGGGCCGCGUCUCUGUCCUCCCAAACUCACAGCGUUGUGAACAUGCAGGCUCAAGGACAGCAGCAGAACUCUCGCUACCAGGCUGCGACAGACCUGGCAUUCUUAGAAAAGUACACCCUAACCCCCCAGCCCGCCAACAUUGUCCACCCCGUCAGGCCUGAUCAGAUGCUGGACCCCCGAGAGCAGUCCUACCUGGGCACGCUGCUGGGACUGGAUUCAGCUUCCUCUGUGCAGAACAUCUCUAACUCUGAUCACACACACUGAUGCUCCUCAGUCAUCUAAUAAGAACAGAAGCUAAAAUAUUCACCACUAAAAUGUAUUCACACUUCAAUACAGAGGGCAAUUAUUUUCCUCCAUGUAUAACAUUAUUAAAUUUAAGACAAAAACUAUAGUGGUGCAGCAUGGGAUGACAUCUUUGAUGUUCAGCCUGAUCUCAGGUCAUUCAUACCUCAUUGUCACCAACAUAAAUGUAUUUGUGUGACACAUA
Sander lucioperca (pikeperch) is the source of this 3475-nucleotide messenger RNA. It is a transcript of the gene zbtb41, whose product is annotated as zinc finger and BTB domain containing 41. Gene Ontology annotation, molecular function: protein binding. Lineage: Eukaryota; Metazoa; Chordata; Actinopteri; Perciformes; Percidae. Gene Ontology annotation, biological process: regulation of immune system process; regulation of cytokine production; negative regulation of transcription by RNA polymerase II. The transcript has 12 exons. The record is from RefSeq and is a predicted model, not a curated record. Bases 421 to 3252 code for a protein of 943 amino acids.